CCUUCCUGUUAAUAUACAGAGACCGACUGUUGCCGCCAUUGAAAUACCUCCGAAGAAAAAUUGGUAUGUGGGUUUCCUGUGUUUUUAUUUUUAAGUCAUAGGAAGUUACCAGGUCGAUCAAUGAGGAAGGAAAACUUGACUUUGGUCUCCCAUACGACGGAGGCCACGGUGUUCGUCGACACCAGCCUCGGCACCCACAUCGCCGUCACCAUCGACCCCAACGACACCGUUUCUGCACUCAAACAGAAAAUAGAACAUGAACAUCUAUUGUGCUUUACUAGGGCGGGAAAAAUCGAAGUUGAAGCUCUAAAGGUAAAACGCAAAGGAUUCUUUUAUCACCUAUCAGAUUCCAUGGUUGUUAGAAAUGCUUUCAGGGUCAACAAUAACUGGUUUGUUUCUGCCGAUGCUAAAGAUGUUCCGGGGAAAAGAUUGUCCAAUUUUAAUGAUUCAAUGCCAUUGCUACUUGAGGGGAACAAGCGUGCAGAAGAGAAAUUUAAUAUUGCUGACCGGGCUGGUUCAGUUGGUUCUGCUAGAGAAACUUCAAAACAAUUGGAGAUAGGGUUCAAGAGUUCUGGUAUUGAUCAUUGUGCAACUUCAUUUGAUGAGACGGCCAAUCAGCUGGAACCUGAAAUACAGGAGGACCACAGCCUACAUAGCGAGGGGUACAGAGUUCCCAAAACACAAGAUUGCAGGGCAGAUGGCUCGAGGAAAGAAAUUGAUGUCCAAUGCGACGUCUCUUCGGAAAAAGCUUUGCCUGCUGAAAAGAAAAGACAACGCAAGACUAAGCAGAGAAAAGAAAAACCAGUGCAGUUAAAAGAAGACGGUGCUUCAGUUCUUGGAUUUGGUAAAGAACAGUCGCAGCCAGAUAAUAUACCACCUGAAAAUUCAUUAGGCAAUCAGAGUAGAGAUGUUCUAUGUGACGUGACUUUUGGAAAGAAAACUACUACCAGUAAAGAUGUUUCACAGGAUAUGGCAGCUGGAAACAAAAACACUACAGAAGAACCUUGCGGGAGUUCAGCUUCUAGUAUGGAUAACAGGUCACAUUCUGGAAUUCAUAUGACAAAUGAUGCGUACAAGGGCACUGAAGUUCUUGGAAAACACAUCGGGAGCAGGGAGAAUACAUCUAAGCAUGGCAGUUUUGUGGUCUCCAAUAUAGCAGUGGAAGAUGCUUCACAAUCUCAGCCUGCUGCAAAGAAAAAGCGGAGGUUUGAAAACAUAUCUGGUCUUGAGGAUUCGCUGAAAGAAAAUGAUAAAGUGACUUCCAAGCCAGAGAUUGCAUCUGAAUUCUCUUUAAGGGACACACAGAAAAAUGCAAGUGCUAUCUUAUAUGGUUCAACUGCCGAAUCUUCGGAGAAGAAGAAGAAAAAGAGAAAAAUUUCACCAAAUUCUCUUCAUGAAGUAGUUGCUGCAGCUCCUUCCGGAAGAGAUGUUUUACAAGAGAGAUCUGCUGUUGCUGCUUCAGGAAGUAAUGAUAAAAAUUCAGGUGUAGAAGACAAUGCUGCUGCUAUUAAUGAACAAGGUAUACAAGCUUUAAUGCCACCUAAACUCAAUGGAAUCUCUCAGAAGGGAAAUCACUGUGCUCAUGUCCAAGAGUUGCGGGAAAAUUCUGGAUUACCCUCAUCACUGGAUGUUAAUAAUACUGCCAAUGUGGAAAACAAAAGUGGUGAGGCUGAAGAAGGAUUGGACAACCGUCCUUCCUCUGUUUUCAAAGUUCCCAGUGAAGGUGUAAUUGAUUGCGUAGAAAGAGUUGGAGAGGAGAGAGAAUCAUUACAGAGAAAGGAUUCUGAAUUGGUGACGUCUGAAAAGACACAGUUGCCUGGUCAGGAUAAGAGAGAUAGGAAUGAUACAAAAGUAAUUGUGAAAUCUGAAUGGUUCGAUGCAAAUGGAAUGGUCACCCCUAAUAACACUAGUAAGAAGAAAAAGAAGACCAGAAAAACCAAGGGAUCCAUAGGAGAAACUUCGGUUGAAUCAGGUGCAGGACACAUUAAAGGUUCUGAGAAUGGAAUUUCGUUGGAUGAACCUCGUGAAGCUGUACAUGGUGAACAUGCUAGUGAUAAAGCUAAGGAGGAGGCAAGUAAUGUUUCUAAGAAAAAUGGGAUAGACGUAUUAGAAAAAGAAACGGAGAGUUCUCAUAUCGUUGCGAAAACUGGUAGCCUUGAUCUCAGUGAGGUGGGGAACCUGGAGCAAAAUGGCAAACCUCAAGAAAAUGCAGAAGGUAUGGAGCAGAACAUCAAAAAGAAAUCUAAGAGGAAAAAGAGUACCAUGACAAAAGAAAUCCCGAAUUUGAAAGCUGAAGCGCAAAAAGUUGGUCACCAGGUUCCAACACCGACAACUGAUAUGUUGGACAAAACAAGUCCCAUUGAACAAUCAAAUGGGAAAGCUGUGGAAUCUGAUAAGGGCUAUGGCAUGGAAACUGAUUCGGUCCCUGCUCGGUCAAAAUCCAAGCGUAUUGACCCUACUAAAGCUCCUUCUCAUGCACUAGAACACACUAGCAUAAGUUUUGGGAACCCUCCUGAAAAUGGAUGCUCUAAUGAGGCUGAUAAGAACAUGGAAGUUUCUUGUGAAGGCAAUAAGGACAACUUUGACAACCAUCAGGUGCCUGGCCUAGGCCAGCAUGAAGUUGCCACCUCUAAAGAAGUGCACGCCGAGGUAACUAGAACAAACAGAGCAGAUGAUAAACCAAAAACGAAGCGAAGGAAGCUUGAUGUACAAAGUGGUCCCUCGCCUGAUCUGCAAAGUUCGCUCAAGUCUAAGAAGAACCAAGGGAUCAAUGGAAGGUCUGAAGCUGGCAACUCUAACUCCAUACAGCCGCAAGGAUCAUCAUCCAAGGGUGACGAUGGAAAAGGGUUUUCGAAGAAAGUUCCUAAAACUGGGACCAAAGCCCCAACACCGGAUAAGUCUGAUAAGAUGAAUUCCAUUUCUAAAGCAGCCCGAACUCACAGUGGUGCUAACGUUUCUGGUAUUGAUGGUACUCGUAUAGGGAAAAAGAAUGAUUCUUCAGCUGUACUGAAUUCUAAAUUGGAAAAAGCAAACAAUAAACCUCACCAAAAUAAAAUGGAUAACAAGUCUCAGUCAGGUGUGAACCGAAAUCGUGUGGCCAGUGGAAAACCUUAUGGUAUCGAUUAUGGGGAAGUUGUAAACAGCCCAGAAAAGAGGAAGAUCUUAGCUACGCCAAGGAAAAUUUUCAAGGAUGAUGACAGUAGUGGGAGUUCUGAAGAUGAAGGUAAAGAUGAACUUUCAAAGGCCAGCACCCAAACUCCAUCAGAUUAUUCGUCGUCUGGCUACUCAGAUGGGGAAAGCAAUGCAGAUAUGAGCACACCAAGAAGCGGAAAGGCUGGUGAGAGAAGCGUCAUAAAAUCCUGCACUUCCGGCAUAAAGGACAUGAAUUGGGAUGAAUUGGCCAAAAGUUCAAGCACAUUCAAGAAGGCAAAACUUACAGCGUCUCAGUCACAACUGGAGGAGGACAGCGAACCCAUUGAACCCGUACCCGACAGUCAGCCUGUAUCAUAGUCAUUGAACCGUCGCCAAUGUUUUCGCAUUCUCUCCGAGGCCUUGAGAUUAUUUUGUUUUCUGUUUUUACGUUUAGUUUGUCUCCCCUCCUUUGGAACCCUUUCAGCUGCAUCGUAUCUGUGCAGCAGUUUUGUCACGAAUCAAAAGGGUCUUAGUGCGUGUAGAAUCUGUAGAUUGCUUCCUUUUUCGCCCCCUUUUUUUCCCGCCAUGUAGUAACCUUAUUUGACUGUAUAAUUAAGGCAUGUUUAUGGAUUAUUUAAGGUUGCAAUUAAAGUGGAUUUUGUAGGACGAUUUUGUCGCGGAAAGAAGUAACAUAUUUUCAGUUUGCUAAGCGGAUUAGCAGGCUAAU
Molecule: messenger RNA, 3859 nt
Organism: Malus domestica (apple)
Lineage: Eukaryota; Viridiplantae; Streptophyta; Magnoliopsida; Rosales; Rosaceae
Source: RefSeq, a predicted model, not a curated record